This is a messenger RNA of Mytilus trossulus (common blue mussel), 870 nucleotides long. RefSeq lists its product as uncharacterized. The transcript is spliced from 9 exons. The coding region runs from base 85 to 870 and encodes 261 amino acids. Gene Ontology annotation, molecular function: oxidoreductase activity. The record is from RefSeq and is a predicted model, not a curated record. NCBI's taxonomy places the organism in Eukaryota, Metazoa, Mollusca, Bivalvia, Mytilida, Mytilidae.
AUUAUUUAGAAGAACGCUAGGUGAAUUUAAUUAUUUUUUUAUUAAAUCUUUUGUAUUAUCUCGGACAAUUUCUGACCGAAAAACAUGUCUAGCUUUAAAGAUAAAGUUGUCCUUGUUACAGGAGCAAGUUCUGGCAUAGGGGAAGCCACCGCUUAUAAGUUAGCAGAACAUGGUGCCAGAUUAUAUUUAGUGGCUCUUGAAGAGGAUAAAUUGCAAAACGUACAACAGAAAUGCAUGGAAAAGGGUUUAGCAGACGAUAAAAUAGGGUUUUGCAGUGGAGAUUUAUCUCAAUCUGCCUUCAGGGAAGAAAUUGUAAAGAGCCUGAUACAGAAAUUUGGAAGAUUGGAUAUAUUGGCUGACAUUGCAGGCUAUGCCAUGUUUUCAAAUGUAAGCGAAACUAAGGAAGAGGAUUACGACAGAUGCGUCAGUGUAAACCAGAAGGCGAAAUUAUUCCUGGCACAACUAUGCUUGCCUUAUCUCAAAGAAACAAAAGGUAAUAUAAUCUACCUGUCGAGUAUCUGUUCCACGAUAGGGCAACCGAUCACAGUUGUUUACAGCAUGGCAAAAGCAGCUAUUGAUAUGCUUACAAAAUGUCUAGCCAAAGAACUAGGUCCUCACGGUGUAAGAGUGAAUGCUAUCAAUCCUGGUUACAUUGCUGAUACCAAUAUUCUUCGUAAUAGUAAUAGUGUGAAUACUACAGAUGAAGACCAUAAGAAGCUUGCAGACAGUACAGCAAAGCAAGCACAUCUAAAUAGGGUUGGAAAACCAGCAGAUGUGGUUUCCCUCUUGCUCUUCUUGGCAUCAGAUGAAGCAUCGUACAUUACUGGAAGUAUCAACUAUAUCGAUGGUGGAAGGCAUUUAUAUCCCUAA